AUCCAGAGCGUGAUCGAGCCGACUUCUGGGGUUGUCGGGUUGAUAAAGACCCUGCAGCCCAGUGAUCUCGUACGCGAGGAAGCAGUUGUAGGCAGGUCAGUCGAGUCUGAUAAGGUGGUGGAAGGGUCAGAAGGGCGGCUUCCCGGCAGAUGACUUGCUCUGGGAUGCAUCACCGCACAUGACCAGGACAUCCUAGGAGCUCUGACAUGAUCAUCAACAUGAAGACGAUUCUCAUUUCCUUAUCGUUGGUGGGUUGUAUAAUCUCAACUGCCGCUGCGAACGCCUUUAGCAGAACCACCCUCAUGCAAAGACCCGAAGACAAGCACCUCAAUGCUUUUGACGCAGACCAGACCCCUAUCGGAGGCCUGGAAGAUUCCUGCUACGUAUGCUCCUCGCCCUGCUCCUCGGCCGUCUGCUGCCACGGGCGAUACCCCCAAUGCUGCAGCGACGGCGUCUACUGCUACUGCUGUCGAGACUAGUUUCGCUGUCGAGGUUAAGAUUCAUAUGUCACACAAUAAUAACAAUAAGAUUAAUAUCUCGGCCC
This is a messenger RNA of Aspergillus fijiensis CBS 313.89, 544 nucleotides long. RefSeq lists its product as uncharacterized. The transcript has 4 exons. Lineage: Eukaryota; Fungi; Ascomycota; Eurotiomycetes; Eurotiales; Aspergillaceae. The record is from RefSeq and is a predicted model, not a curated record. The coding region runs from base 207 to 479 and encodes 90 amino acids.